Prorocentrum cordatum is the source of this 1108-nucleotide messenger RNA. Lineage: Eukaryota; Dinophyceae; Prorocentrales; Prorocentraceae. The record is from the annotation of a GenBank genome assembly.
CCGGAUGGAAGAGUCGGACAUCGUCAUUGACACGAGGGGCCGCACGGACGUCACGGAGAUCCGGCUUCCGAGCCUGAACGACAAAGCCGUCGGCAUCAUCACGGGCAAGGGCGGCAAGACCUUACAGGGCGUGUCCAUCGCGACGGAGACGUGGUGCGUCGUGGCGCGCGACCACACAGGCAUAGAGCGCUUGUGCAUAUUCGGGCAGCAGGUCGGGUCCUGGACCGGCGAGACGGGCCGCAGAAAGGCGGAGCGGCUCUUCCGGGCCGUGCUGAAAGAGGGGAAGAAGUUCAUGGAGUGGGACGCGGCCAGGGAGAAUGGGCGCAGCCGCUCGCGCCCUGCGCAUCCGCAUGGCAGAUCCCGCAGCAGGAACCACUGGAGCGACUGGGACCGCAAGUGGGACGGGGGCUGGGGCGGCAGCUGGGGUGGCGGGUACGGCAGCAAGGGCUGGGGCAAGAGCAGCCGGGGCGACUACAGCAGCAGGGGCGGCUACGGCAAGGACUACGGCGACGACUACUACGGCGGCGGGGACUGGUACCGGAGGCGCUGGAAGUCCCCCGUGCCUUCCUGGUGGCAGGACCGAGGAGGCAAGAGCGGCGGCAAGGACCGGGGAGGCAAGGGCGGCGGCAAAGACGGAGGAGUUCCAGCUCGUCGACGGGACUCGCGCUCGCGCUCGCGAUCGUGCUCCAGCUCGCGUGUGCCGCCGCGGUGGGGCGGCAAGGGGGCGCCGCCGAGGCAGAGGACGCGCUCGCCCGGGUGGGGGCGGCGGCCGCCCCCGCGGCGGGAGAGGCGCUCGCCGUCCUCCUCGCGGGACCCGUCGCCCGCGCCGAGGCGGCCCUGGUCGAGCGGCGCUUCCAGGAGGCCAGCGGCGCCGCCCUCGCAGCGGCCGCCGUCCCAGCAGCGCCCGGCCACGCCGUCGCAGCGCCCGCCGCCGGCGCAGCGCCCGGCGUCGCAGCAGCGGCCGCCGUCACGGCAGCGCCCGCCCUCGCGGCCCUCCCGUGGGGCGCAGGAGCCGCGCAACUGCGACUGCCCGGCGUGCUCGCGGGGCAUGUACGCGGUGUGCGUGCGCGUCCAGGCCGCCAAGGCGCACGUCUCGUACGGAGGCUGA